ACAGGGGCGGAGAGAAGGCGGAGCUUAGCUCUCCCGCAUUGACACUGUAGAGUGCGUCCAGCACAGAGCGCAGUGAUCUCCUCCUCCAUCACACAGCCCGGAGAUAGAGAGAAAACACAACACAACUUCUACAAGUAACUUUCCCCGCACUCACUCCGUCCCCGGGAUCUCUCCAGGAUUACACCGACCCGGACAGUGUGCAGCCCGAGAGCCGAGAGCAGCAUCCGGACUCACUGCGGAUUCCACAACUAGUCGGCUCCUCUUCCCGUCUGUAGAGCGCUGAACAUGACGUGACAUUGGAAGAGAGUGACACCAGUGUGACCCCUCGGAGCCUCAGCAUGGAGCUCAAAGUGUGGGUGGAUGGAGUCCAGCGCAUCGUGUGUGGGGUGACCGAGGCCACUACCUGCCAGGAAGUUGUCAUCGCUCUGGCACAAGCUAUCGGUCGCACGGGCAGAUACACGCUCAUAGAGAAAUGGAGAGACACGGAGAGACAUUUGGCUCCUCACGAAAAUCCAGUGAUUUCAAUAAACAAGUGGGGUCAGUACGCCAGCGAUGUGCAGCUAAUUCUGCGACGCACAGGGCCAUCUCUUAGCGAAAGGCCCACGUCGGACAGUAUAUCUCAUGUACCUGAACGGACUUUGUACAGGCAAAGCCUGCCACCUCUGGCCAAGCUACGGCCGCAAAAUGACCGCUCCAUAAAAAGGAGAGAGCCAAAGAGGAAAUCGCUGACCUUUAGCGGCGGGGCCAAAGGACUUAUGGACAUUUUUGGCAAAGGCAAAGAGUCGGAAUUUAAGCAAAAAGUGCUUAACGGCUGUAAAACCACAACUGAUGAGCUGAAAAAGCUAAUAAACCUACAAACGGAGAAGCUUCAGUCUCUCGAGAAGCAGCUGGACUCCGGUGAGGCCGAGAUCCGAUAUUGGGAGCAGAAGUACAAGUCGAAUUUGGAGGAGGAACUCGGAAAGUUAGAGCAAAAAGUCAAACGUAACGAUGUUGAGAUUGAGGAAGAGGAGUUCUGGGAGAACGAGCUUCAGAUUGAAGUGGAGAGCGAGAAGCAGCUGAGGGAGCAGCUGCAAGAGAUGACCCAAAGGAUGCUCCAGUGCGAGAACCAAAUAAAGGACUACCAAAACAAAAUCCACACCAUUGAAAGCGGCAUUGAGGCAGAGAAACUACAGAGGGAGGUUCAAGAGUCUCAAAUGAAUGAAGAAAUCGUCAGGGGGAAAAUCGAGAAGAUCAAAGGAGAGUUCGAAAUCCAAAGUCAAGAAAGCCAACGGCUGGAAAACGGCAGCAAGGCGGUGGAGAGGUCACUGGGACAGGCGGCAAAGCGGCUCUUGGAGCGUGAGCAGGAAUUGGAGCAGCUGACCAAAGAACUCCGCCAGGUCAACCUUCAGCAGUUCAUCCAGCAAACCGGCACCAAGGUCACGGUGCUUCCAGCAGAGCCCAGUGAGAUUGAAUUCCCUCAGCCAGAAAAAGAGCCGACCUUCCAGUCGGGAUCCUUAAAAAGGCCAGGCUUUUCCAGGCAACUUCCAAGCAACCUGCGUAUUCUCCAGAAUGCCUUGUCAUCAGGAUUCAACCCAGAGGGCAUCUACGUAUAACUUCGCAGCACUUUUGACUUGGCACAGCCAGAGGAUAGUUCAUACUUCGGCCACUCAGCUGAACACUAUGGCUCUGUCAUGCUCUUUACGUUCCGCUGCCUCCCUUCAAACAACCCAGAGACUUUCCAGGAAAGCUUGACGGAGGAUAAGCCAGCGAGUACGAGCCAAUAGGACAUUGCUAUCGUCAGCAACACUUUUAUAGCCUAACCUACUACAAAAAUACUUUUUUUUUUUUCCGAAGUAUUAUUUCUUACAAAUCGGUGUGGAACAUUGUGUAAGCUGAUACUAGAGAUGUUACUGGCACACACGAAUAAUGAAAGUGAUAUUAUAUAAAUAUAUGCUUAUCUAUUUUUCCACUUAGCAAUUUUGUAUCUCAUACACGGAUGAAAAAAUAAUGUAUUUGUUACAUAUUAUAUGUCCUGUAUUUCAUUUUUGUCUUCGAUAUUCAGCCACAGCAGUGUUACUUCAAGGCUCCGGUUGGUCUUAUUCAUGGCGGUCAUUGUGGAGCAAUAAUUUAAAUAGUAUUAAUUGUCAUUUAAAUCCAAAGGACAUCGAGCGUCUAAGAAAAAAAUGAAUGAUGUAAUUUUUCUAAUUUUCUUUCAUCCCACCUUCUAGUAGUCCAUGAUAACUAAGCCAAAGAAAAGUGAAAGUAACUAAGCUGAUAAGGAAGUUAGGAAAUUAGAGAGGUGAGAUGGUCUGGAAGUUCAGCAAAUAUAUCAAGUCACUCUUUUUGAGGUACAAAACCAAAUUUGUGCUCUAAAAGACAACAUUCAGUGUAUAUGAAGAGAUGUGAUGAAACACUUGAUAGUUGGCUAAGAACAAAUUGACUGGUCCUCUUUAGGGAGAUUCAACCUUUUUAUCACAGAAACAGAACCUGAUGGAAAAUCCAAAAUGUUACUGUUGUCACCAGAACAAAAUCUUCCCGUGGGAUCCCCUGUUCCAGGAACAAGUUUCUUAGAGGGGAACUCUCCCUUCCUCUUGCAUUUGUGGGACAGGAAUUAAAGGAAAAUCUCCCAAAGGGAGGCACACUAGGGCAUUCCAAUAUCUUAUUCAUUCCAAGAGGACCUGUUACCUUAUAAUCAGUCACUUCCCUGUGUUGAUGAUAGAUCAGUGCAUUUCUCUGCAUUAUUUUCAUUACCUGUAUACCUAUAUUCAUUGUAUCCUGUCUCUUAACAGCCAGUGAGGAUGUAAACCACCGAUUCAGGAAAGGUACCGAGAUAACAACUAAGCCAAUAUUGUUCCCAAAAACCUUGUAUGAUGAUGAUUAUUAUACAGGCUUUAUAUAGCGCCAACAGUUUGCGCAAUGCUUUACAACAUAGGGGCAGACAGUACAGUUACAAUACAGGAGAAAUCGAAGGGCCCUGCUCUUAUAUUAUACACUUAAAGAAGUACAUUCAAAGCUGGUUUGGCUGUACUAUUGUGGAUCAGCAGUGCUGUUCGUUCUGUACUCCUUUACCCCAUUUUCAUCAGACAGCGGGCUAAAGUCCACUGUUGGUUGACACCACAGAGCCGAUCCAGGCUUGGGCAAGAACAAUGGAGUCUGGAUCUGCCCACAUGCUUGGACCGGAAUCCGACUUAGCCUCGCUGCAAGCUGCUGAGAGCCUGAGAUGGCUGCUCCUCCACAGCCCAGUGAGUGAGGGGGGGGGGGGGGGACAGAGCAGAGAGCUGCGGUCAGUCAGAAGCUCUCUGCUUAGGGAGCUGUGAGAACCGAGCGAUCCGUGGUGUUUGAUCACUCAGUUAUCCGUAUUUGAGGCUCCACAAGAAGACAGAUGCUGCAUCCACCUAGGUAAGUAUGGUUCCAAAAAAACAACAUACAUCUAUUUAUUUUUUAUUUUUUUAAAGUGGUGUUCGACGGCGUAUUUGACUUUUGUUCUACUCACAAGAUCCACAGGCUCCAAUGCCUUCCAGGUAGGGAGCCGCACUCUGAGGUGCUGUGGGUGAAAGGCCAUAUGAUGGCUGGUCAAUUAGAAAACAAAUAACAUGUAUGUACAGGAAAAUACA
Molecule: messenger RNA, 3593 nt
Organism: Rana temporaria (common frog)
Lineage: Eukaryota; Metazoa; Chordata; Amphibia; Anura; Ranidae
Gene: RASSF8
Product: Ras association domain family member 8
Exons: 5
Coding region: 339-1592 (417 amino acids)
Biological process (GO): signal transduction
Source: RefSeq, a predicted model, not a curated record